Messenger RNA from Linum tenue, 3076 nucleotides. NCBI's taxonomy places the organism in Eukaryota, Viridiplantae, Streptophyta, Magnoliopsida, Malpighiales, Linaceae. The record is from the annotation of a GenBank genome assembly.
CGACUAAUCUACUAACAUAAACUAUGCAGUUAGCACAUAGUGAUAAACACAAAUUAAUUAAACAACUAAACGAAAAUCAAAUAAACGAUUCCGAUUAUAAUCCAACCUACUAACAAAAUUAUAAUCAAACCGAGUAAGACGCCUACCCAUAACGUGGCCUACACAUAACGUAUCUUUUCUGCCCUUCCUUUUUUCGGUAAAAAUCUUUUCUACUCUCUGUAUGUUGCGUAAGGUAAAAAAAAAUAAAAGAAGGAUGAUGCAACAUAUUGCCGUUCGGUGGGGCCAAGCAUCCCUCCAGCCGUCCGUUCCUCACCGUACGUCUUUUAACCUCCCUCUGCCUCAUCCUUUCGUACACUCAGUCACCACCACCUUCAAUUACUGCAACGUCUAGUAAUGAGUAACCCCUCUGCUUGCUAGCUGCAACAGACCAGAAGCAUGCCCACAGUAAAAAUUAAGCAAACAGCUCAACUACUGUCCGCUCCAGCGUAGUUCUAGUCUCUGUAUUUGCAUGGCUACAGCGGAUCCUCAGCCACCGCUUGUAAUUAACAAUCAAAACCAACUACCACCGCUGCAACAACACCACCAAGAAGAAGGAGAAGAAGAGGAGGUGGAAGAAGAGAGAGACGUGGACGAAACCUGCCCACCUUUGCCUUCUUCUCCUUCUUCUUCUUCUUUUUCUACUUCCUCUUCUCUUGACACAUCUCUCCUCAGGAAUCUCUACAUUGCCCAAUUCUUGGCCAGAUGGGAUGCCAGGAUGUGGGAAUUCUGUGUGGGGCUGUACAUGAUCAAUCUUUGGCCCAGAUCUUUAGUCCUGGCAGCUGUUUACGGUGCUGUUGAAUCUGCUUCCACUGCACUUUUGGGUCCAACAAUCGGAGAAUGGGUUCAACGCCUCACUUACGUACAGGUCCUUCGGCUAUGGUUAGUGGCUCAGAAUCUCUCUUUCAUGGUUGCUGGUGGCACUGUCGUCGCCUUGUUCCUCUUUCCGACUCUCAAGUCCACAAACUUCACAGCCUUCGUCUCGCUGGUUGCAUUGGCCAACGCCUCUGGCGCCGUUGGCUCCCUUUCCACUCUUGCUGGCACCAUUUUGAUAGAAAGAGAAUGGGUAGUGGUAAUUUCGGAAGGCCAUCCUCCAGAUGUGCUAACAAAGACCAACUCAACCAUCAGACGGAUCGAUCUGACCUGCAAGCUUCUGGCACCAGUGGUCUCUGGUUUCAUCAUCAGCUUUGUAUCAUUAAAAGCAUCUGCCAUAACUUUAUCCUGCUGGAACAUUGCAGCAGUAGGGCUGGAAUACCUGCUCUUCAUGUCUGUGUAUAAAGGGAUCCCAGCUCUAGGCGAGAGUAACCACAAAAAGAGGGAUUCAAGAUUUUCGCCACCAAGAGAUGAUCCUCAUGGUGCAGGAUUUGAUAGUAAGGGACGGGGAGCCAAAGUAUGUGAAUGGCUCUACAGCCUCCACUUCAUUAGCUCUUGGAGAGUGUACUUGAAACAAAGUACUGUGCUCCCUGGUGUAGCUCUUGCCUUGCUGUUUUUCACAGUCAUCAGCUUUGGCACCCUGAUGACAGCAACAUUAGAGUGGGAGGGAAUUCCUGCUUAUGUAAUUGGGAUAGGUCGAGGUGUAAGCGCCACCAUCGGAAUAUCUGCUACUUCUGUAUACCCAAUCAUGCAGUCUCAGCUUUCAACUCUCAGAACGGGGCUUUGGUCUGUAUGGUAUCAGUGGGCUUGCCUUGUUGUAUGUGUGGGUGGAAUAUGGGUCCAUAGCCAGAAACCAUCUGCAUAUAUGCUCAUGGCUGGAGUCGCAACAUCUCGACUUGGCUUAUGGAUGUUCGACUUAUCUGUGGUCCAGCAAAUGCAGGAUCGUGUUGCUGAAUCUGAUCGUUGCAUUGUCGGAGGUGUUCAGAACUCUCUUCAAUCUGCUCUUGAUCUGCUGGGUUAUGUGAUGGGCAUAAUCAUCUCAGACCCAAAGGAUUUCUGGAAGCUGAGUUUGAUAUCCUUCGCUGCUGUAACCAUGGCUGCCCUUCUGUAUAGCAUACAUACAUACCGGGUCCGAAAGCACCUCAUUCACUUUGAAAAGCUUAUUAUGCUGGCAAGACGGCGAAAAAGGUCGCCUGGAACUGCAUCAUCCACUGCGUGAAGAAAAGCUGAAAUGAGGGAAGCUUACUACGAUUUCAUCAAGCUCGCGACUUGAGACCCGCUAUAUUUGUGACGAAAAUAGCCAGAAGUUUGAUGAAUUGAACCGUGUACUCUGGCUCUCAGAAGUCAGCAACUUCUAUAAUUAUGAAUACAACAAUUACCCAUUUUGAAGGGGUUUAAGAUGUUGAAGCCAUACUACAUCAUCAUUGUAACCUCCGGCUGCCUCUCUACAUUACAGUUGCAACUCCCAAGUGGAUUUGAGAAAAUAAACAACAGCCCGAACCGAAAAGACAAUCACUAAUCAGCUUUUUCACUAACACGGUUUACUACAUUUUACAAGUCCAGGCCGCUGCCAUUGCUCCGUGAUGAGUUGAAGUCCUCCCUGUUUAAAAUCAGAGACAAACACAGUACUCAUUGGUUGCAACACCUAGCCAUCGCUAAGUAGACUAUUUUUCAAAUUCAGAUUACCCACCAUGAGAUCCUAUGCGCACUUGAUAAAUUUCAAGAAAGUCAAAACACUUUCAGUCCUACCAUGUACGAAGGCAUAAAAAUGAAUUGUGUGCAAAAAGGCAAAUACUUACAGCGCGUAAACCUUAUUACAAAUUCUCUUUGCAUGUUGACUUGUUGUGUCCAAGACCUUUGCAUCUGCUGCACUGGAGUUGACGUUUCAUAGUCUCCUGCGUUACAUAUUUCUUUGUGGUGGGCCGUCCAGGGGGACGCCGAGUAGGAGGAGGGGUGAUAGUCACUACUCCUCCGUUCAAAGGCUUUCUCUCACUAGGCCUCUCCACUUGUGGUAUAGGGUGGACCGACUCUGAAUAAGUUAAUCUGUAACAAUCGGUAGAGAAAUACCUAGAACAAUAAUCGUAAGGACUCCUGCCAAUGCAACCUAUCACAGCAAGUGCAUGGGAACAAGGUAACCCACUAAGCUGCCACCCUUUACAGCUACAAU